Molecule: messenger RNA, 768 nt
Organism: Rhagoletis pomonella (apple maggot)
Lineage: Eukaryota; Metazoa; Arthropoda; Insecta; Diptera; Tephritidae
Exons: 3
Coding region: 288-632 (114 amino acids)
Source: RefSeq, a predicted model, not a curated record
AUGAAACUCAUAUACGAAGGGCAUCAUUUCAGAUUUACAUUCCGAAGAGGGCGGUAUUCAAUUUUCCAAUGCUGUUUUAAAGAAAAUAUGCAAGAAUGCAAGGUUCGUGUAGUCACUGACCAGAAACGCGUUUUCCCAUUGGAUGGAGAGCACGUCCAUUUCAUGCAGGCAACGGACAAAAGUGUAACCUCUAUGACCUUUGAACCUGCAGGCCUGUUCGAUGACGAUGAUAGUAAGGAACAAGAACAUAAUGCUGCCUAUGAAGAGGGAACUGAUUCUACCCAGUAAUGCAGCACGUUCGAAACUGCGGCCCACAAUUAUUUAUAAUUAGUCGGAAAGGUGGAACCUUACUUGCGAUAAACGAUUUUAUAUAUCGCUCGAAUUUAAAACGUUUCGGGAGAAAUAGCGACAAGGUAUACUGGGAAUGCAUUCACAAUCGUUCCAAGAAAUGUAGAAGUCGUUUGAAAACCAUUGGCGAUGAUCUUUAUGUAACAAAUGAUGUUCACAAUCACGUGGGUGAUGGUCAACGCAUUGCUGUGGCGAGACGCGCUGGUUUAUUAAUUUAUAAAAAAUUCAGUUCAAUCGGCCAAAAUGGGGGAAAGCUACAGGCUAAUCAAACAGUUGCUUUUUAAAGUCAGUUCAAUUAGACUUAAAGGAUUGGAGUAUAUAAAAUCUUUGAGUGAUAAACAGAAAUCGUAAAAAUUUAUUUAUUUUUUUUUUUUAAGGAAAAACGUAAAUAUUAAGGGCCGUUUACUGAAGUAGGUUUUA